Molecule: messenger RNA, 1146 nt
Organism: Scutellospora calospora
Lineage: Eukaryota; Fungi; Glomeromycota; Glomeromycetes; Diversisporales; Gigasporaceae
Source: the annotation of a GenBank genome assembly
AUGAUAAGUAAGCAAAAAGAAUUAGGUUAUGGAAAAGGAUUUCCUCAACCACUAAAAUUUAACUGCUCUCAAUGUCAGAAAAAAUUUGAAAUCAAGGAAAAUGAAGGACAUGAACUUAAUAACUACAAUAAAACUCGUUCUCAAAUAACUAAAUUAAAUAUUUAUCGAGAAAGCCUCCGUGGUUCAUUAAAUUUAGAAGGAUUUGUUAAUUUAAAAGAAUUUCGAUGUUCUAAUAAUAAAUUAACUAAUUUAAAUUUAAGCAGUGGCAAUAAUUUAGAGAAAUUAAAUUGCUAUUAUAAUAAAUUAACUAAUCUUAAUUUUUUAAAUAAUUUAAAUGAAGAAAAAUUAACUGUUCUUAGUAUCGGCAAUAAUAACUUUCCCGAAAGUGAUUUAACUCCUUUUAGUAAGUUUACUAAUUUAGAAGAAUUAUAUUUAGGAGGCAAUAACUUUACUGGUUCUUUGAAGCCUUUGGCAGGAAUGACUAAAUUAAAAAAACUAACUAUUAGUGACACUAAUAUUGAUAGCGGCUUAGAAUAUUUACCUGAUAGUGUUGAGGAUUUUUCUUUAAUUUCUAGUUUGCCUCCUUAUCCUGAUUUAGCUCAUGACUUUGAUUUAGCUAUGAAAAUAUGUGAAGGACUUCGUCCAAGAUUUAAAGUUAAAAUACCUCAAUUAUUAAAGGAAUUAAUUGAAAGAUUCAAAAACAAAAGCAAUACUGAAUUUGUUCAGCAAUUUAAGGAAAGAGAACAGUUUUUAAAUAAUUUGACCUCUGUUGAUUAUAAAGUUCAUCCUUCGGCAGUCUACACCAGUCGCCUUUUAGAUUUUAAGAACCUUCCUAAACCCCAAAAUAGUAAGGAAAUUAAUGAACAGUUUUAUUCUCAAUUUUGCCCAAUAGGUUCUAGACAAGUUGAUUUAGAAAUUCCUGCUAGCUUUGGUCAACUUAAUAGUGAUCAAGAAUUAGCAAACAGAACUAAAAGACAACUCUCCCUUGAUUCUCAAACUAAAACCAACCAAGGAGAAUCUAAACAGCAAAAGGUCUUUGAAGAACAAUCUUACCAGACUGCUGAACCAAUGGAAAUAGACAAAAGCAAUCAACAAACCGCCCAAACCCUCCAAACUAACUUACCAAAAGGAGGAAAUUAUGAAUAA